AUGACCAACUUGGACAUGCUGCUCCUCAAGGGGGCCUCUGCGAGCGAUGCAGAGGAAUACCUCCAGGAACUGCGCUACACCAUUCUGACCAAAGGCAUCCCCGCAAACAGUGAGGGCAUGUCAGAACUGCGCAUCUACAUCUGGCUCAUCCUGCUCAACGCGCCGCCGCUCCGUACCGACGUCUAUCUCGACCUUGUCCGGCAGGGCGCGUCGCCCGCGCAUGCCAAGAUCCAAAACGACACAUUCCGCACAUUCCAGGGCGAUCCGCUGUUCCGCCGCCGCGUGACGCAGAACAGCAUUACACGGGUGCUCAAUGCCGUCGCGUGGCGCCUCAACGAUGCGCACGAGGCGCGAGUCAAUGGGUGGCAGUCGCCGCCCACGCUGUCCGAGUUUGGCGGCAGCCCGGAUACGUCGACAAUCAUGUCGCGGCACUCUGCGACAACGGGCGGCGCCCGCACCGAGGCGUCAACGACCAACGACGCCGAGCAGAUUGGCUACGUGCAGGGCAUGAAUGUGCUCUGUGGGCCCUUUCUCUACGCCGCCCGCAGCGAGGUCGAGGCGUUCACGGCCUUCGAGAAGCUCAUUACGCACGAGUGUCCCGGCUAUGUGCGUGGCUCCAUGGAGGGCGUGCACAAGGGCUUGGCUCUCGUCGAUAGGGUCCUCGAGGUGGUCGAUCCAAAGCUGUUCGAGCACCUCAUGGCCCACCACAUGGAGGCGAGGAUCUACGCCUUCGCUUCGGUGCUUACCAUGUGUGCCUGCACGCCCCCUUUGCCCGAGGUCCUGCAGCUCUGGGACUUUCUUUUUGCUUACGGCCCGCACCUGAACAUCUUGUGCAUUGUGGCGCAGCUUGUAUUGAUUCGUGCUGACAUCUUGAACAGUCCGAGUCCAAAUACCAUCCUGCGCAACCUGCCCAGCCUGAACGCCCAGAAGGUUAUCGGCGUGGCUAUGAGCUUUGCCGGCAAGAUCCCAGAGGACAUGUAUGCCGAGAUCAUCAACCACGCCAAGUGA
Messenger RNA from Exserohilum turcica Et28A, 1008 nucleotides. RefSeq lists its product as uncharacterized. NCBI's taxonomy places the organism in Eukaryota, Fungi, Ascomycota, Dothideomycetes, Pleosporales, Pleosporaceae. Gene Ontology annotation, molecular function: GTPase activator activity. The transcript is spliced from 3 exons. Bases 1 to 1008 code for a protein of 335 amino acids. The record is from RefSeq and is a predicted model, not a curated record. Gene Ontology annotation, biological process: negative regulation of septation initiation signaling; activation of GTPase activity. Gene Ontology annotation, cellular component: mitotic spindle pole body.